This is a messenger RNA of Schistosoma haematobium, 2614 nucleotides long. RefSeq lists its product as uncharacterized. Lineage: Eukaryota; Metazoa; Platyhelminthes; Trematoda; Strigeidida; Schistosomatidae. The record is from RefSeq and is a predicted model, not a curated record. Gene Ontology annotation, molecular function: oxidoreductase activity, acting on single donors with incorporation of molecular oxygen, incorporation of two atoms of oxygen. The transcript is spliced from 2 exons. Bases 239 to 1186 code for a protein of 315 amino acids. Gene Ontology annotation, cellular component: mitochondrion.
CGAGAUUGGAUUUUUAUCGUACUACAAGUCGCAAAGUUUAAUAUAAAUUGAUUGACUUCUAUCCUUUCUACCGAAAACUGACUGAGGUGAUCGGAUAUUGGACACAAAGUAUUGCUUCGCGGUGUAUAUUUGACACAAACGUUACCUCAAGUGACAAGGUGACUUUCUCUUCAGGAGUAAAGUCGAUUUGUAAAUUUCCCCUUUGAAGUUUGGAUGUUGUGAUACUUGUUUCCAACAUAUGACCACAAAAAUUGCAACAGUAGCCAACUUGGCUUUUCAUGCAUUUCAACAGCACUCAGUACGUGCUACAUUGGGCCCAGCAUCAGCUAAUAUUAACAAUGGGAUGGGGGAUUCUCAUCCUUGUACAAAUGGCAAUUCUCCAACACAUUCUGAUAAACCCGUUUCCCCAACUCUUCCGGUAAAACAUAAACAUUUAUCGGAAUCUUUAUGUCGUUUGCUAGCAUGUGUUCGCUCUCUUACUCCAAAAGAUGUUGGGUUUGAUGUUCGAUGGAUCUCUGAUUCAAAUAUAUCAUCUGCUCCAGUCGCUUAUGUGCAUAUUAUGGAAAAUGAAGUAUUUUCCAUGGGUAUUUUUAUUUUGAAACCUGGCUCUCGUAUACCCUUACAUGAUCAUCCGGGAAUGUAUGGAAUUUUAAAAGUUUUAACGGGUUCUGUACGAUGUCGUAGUUUCACACGAUUGAAAAAUGUCAAAUCAACAACAGAUUUAGGAAAUUAUAAACCAUCGUUAUCGGUUUUUGAUGAUUCAAAAUGGCAAUUGACCGACUUAAUCAUUGCUCGACCACAUCAAGAUACAGUCCUAUCUCCGGACCAUCAACCUUGUUUGCUUUUUCCAAUUGAAGGUAAUUUACAUGAAAUUACUCCAGUUGAUGGCCCGGCAGUUUUUCUCGAUAUACUAGCUCCUCCAUAUGAUCAUGAUUUAGGAACCAGAGAAUGUCGAUUUUAUAAAGAAGUCAUCAUACCACAAAUGAACUCUAAUUCACUAUUAUCACAGAACAACUUGCAUAAUAACAAUAAUAAUGAAGAACUCUCAUCUUCAGCUGAUUCUUCAGAUCCUGAUCAAUGCACAAAUCAGUCAGAAAAAGAUUCAAUUGUUUAUUUGGUUGAAACAAACCAACCAUCAGAUUAUUGGUGUGAAUCUGCGGAAUAUAAUGGACCUAGUGUAGUUUAGUAUUACUGAAGAGUGUUUUUUGUUAGAAAGAAAAUUUUGAAUUUUUUCCCGUGGUUCUUUAAUUCUACUACAUCAGCUUAUCACAUUCACUAUUUCUAAGAACUUACUAACCUCAUUAUUAUUAUUAUUUAUCGUUAAUGAUUCAUUCUCGCGGCAUUUUACACUGAUCAUCCAAUUUUGAAUAUUUCACUCUCCCUGCUUCUGUUACUCUCUAUUCCUUUUCUCUUUCUUUACUUAUGUGAUAAUAAAAUCAGUUUAUAAUUUGAUGUACAAAUUCACUUCGCCUCGUUUUCAUCAUAAUACUGGGCAGUCCAGUAUUCUGCAUUACUUUUCACACAUCCGUAUACCCAUUCUCUUUUUUGCGAUGUCUUUUCGGUUAAUACCGCCAUGUUUAGUUUAUUCUUGCUUUUGUUUACAUUUUAAGUAUUUAAAGAAAUCUGUGUCCUUGGUGUUGUUAUUAUUAUUAUUAUUGUGGUUUUUCAUGGUGAAAACAAAACACAGAGAAAAUCAUUGUACAUGCACCCCUGUUAUUCAUACUCUCAUAGCAUCAUUCUGCUGAAGUUAUUUCCUUGAUUGAUGACUAUACUAGUGUUGUUAGUAGUGGCAAUCUAUUCAUCAGAGUAUUGGUUCAUGCGUACAAUCUAAUGUUUUGCUGCCUUUGUUUUUCUCCAUGUACCCCCUAAUGUUUUAUUUCCUGUAUGUGAUUUUUGUGGUCAUAUCCAGUCAUAGUACUUUUCUUUGUAGUGAUAGUAGUAGUGGUAGCAGUAUCGAUAAUAAUAAUAAUCAACUUAAAAGUUAUCCCUUCCAUAUUUAUCUCAUUUCGUUACUGAGUGCGAAAACACUAUCUGUACUAUACACCUAUAAAUAUGCAUAAAUUUAUGUAACAAUUUAAAAACAAUACAUACUUCAUACAUUAUCAAGGCUGAAAUUAAAAAAAGAGAAUAUUAUGUUGAUUCAUGUAUAUUUCAACGAUUUUUAGGUACUACACUUGCUUGUAUCUAUAUUAUUUACUGUAAUGAAGAUAUAUGCAUACAUAAAUGUUCUUUUACGUGUUAGUGUAUACAAUUUCUGCACUUAUAGUGGUCUCUUGUUUACUUUAUAGCUGAAAACUUAAAGUACUGAAGUAUUAGGAUGUUUCUAGUUGAUAUUGACAGUAAGCUAAGUUUUACUGUUCAUAAUACUGUUAAGAUUUUCAUCAGGGACAACUAUAGCGUACAGAGGCAAUCCCGCUAUUGUAAGUCUACUGUUCAGUAAACCUAAAAUAUUCAACCUGAACCAAUCAGGAUAUAUAUAUAUGGAAUUUUCUAAAGUAUUAAUUCCGUGAGGACAUGAAUAAUGAAUAAAAAUGAUACUGUAAUCGAAAGAUCACAAUGCUAGGGUUAUGUAGUGUAAAUAAUAAAUGGAUUUGUGACGUAUACAGGGUCUGUG